GGUAGACUUACCAAAAGAUGAGCCUUCGAGUUAUUGCGGUCUCUUUCUUUCCCUUUAUAACUCUCUCUCUUUUCCUCUCUGGAGUUAUCCAUACAACAAGCUGCUCUCUCUGUUUCCUGCUCUGUCCUGCUUGCUAGGGUUUCUCUAUAAUUUGGACGGCGGGGAUCAAACUAAAACAAGUUUUGUGCUUCACUUUUGCCUGAUUUCCGGGCAUCCCUCAGAGGCUGAGUCGGUAGGCAGAAUUUAUGUUGAACAAAGGAAGACAGGGAACCCAAUGCUCUAUGCAGCAGUACUUUCGGAUUUUGGUGAUGCGUAAAAGAACAAAUGUAUUUUAGGGGAAAAGAAAGUGUUCAUUCCAAAGAGUCUUUUUCUUUUUGCUAUUACUGAUGACAUUUUGGAAACUGGUUGCCCUGGAGAGAAGGCAUAUUAAAGAUUGUUCCAAUUUCAUGCUUCUUCUGGCUUAGGACUGCAUACAUAAAAUUAGAGGAUAUCUCUUGAUAAAGUUUGAAACUUGUGAACUUGGGCAAUAUGGAGAAAGGAUCAAAGGGCAAGUUGAAGGAUCCAGGGGUCUCUAUAAUGAAGUCAUCUUCGAGUGCUGCAUCUUUGAAAAGACCACGAAGAACCAAUAAUGGAGCCCAAAUUGCUUCAUGCUUGGUUGAUGGGUGCAAUUCAGACCUUAGCGAAUGCAGGGAUUAUCAUCGACGCCAUAAAGUAUGUGAGCUCCAUUCAAAGACCUCAAAAGUUACAAUCAAGGGCCAGGAACAGCGGUUCUGCCAGCAAUGCAGCAGGUUCCAUUCAUUGGAGGAGUUUGAUGAAGGAAAAAGAAGCUGCAGAAGACGUCUUGCUGGACACAACAAACGCCGAAGGAAGCCUCAAUUAGAACCCAUGUCCACAAAUUUGGGAAGAUUCCUUUCCAGUUACCAAGACACAAGAUUCUUACAAUUUGGUAGUCCGCAAGUGUGUCCAACAAAUGCUGUAAUGAACUCUGCAUGGGGUGGGGCAAUGAAAGCAGAGAAUGAUGAUGUGCUUCUUCAUAGCCACUCGCAGUUAAGUGAGACGAGAAGAAACUUAUUUCCAGGAUCUUUGGCGUGUCAACAGAGCAUUGAGUCCAUGCUCUCUCAAGCUUCUGCCUGCCAACAACUUGUUGGUACCGACUUUGCAUUGGGAAAUUCAGGCAACAGCCACAAGAUGUUCGCCAAAGGAUUAUACCGCGACGUUGAAUCCAAUCGUGCUCUCUCUCUUCUGUCAUCGACACCAGCAUCCCGGGGGGAGAUUGGUUUGAGCCACACAGGGCAGUCCAGUUCAAUCUGGCCAGCUCAGCCCCUGAUCCCUAGACUGCGCUACAAUGUUUUGGGAAUGGUGGACGAGGCUGCCAUUUCCAAUUCGGUUGCUGAUGGCAGCAGCAAUGCCAAUAAUAUGCAUUUCCAGGGCAUGUUUCAGAUUAUAUCUGAUGGCUCAACUGCUGGUGCCCCUCACUAGAAACCCUAUACAGCUGGUGGGGGUAAUUUAAUCUGCAAAGAUCUAGGGAUUAAGCAUUUGACUGCCCAUGUAAAAUUGAGAGAGAUCAAAAUGUCUCUAGUUUGUAUUUUUCUCGUACCCCUGGAGAGAAAUAAUCAUGCUGCUAUAUAAAAGUAUUGUCUAUUUCCACGAUGUAACCAUUUUAUAAGUUCACUCUGAGAGUCUGAAUCAUAUUUGUCUGAGCUGAUGAGACUUUUUCUAUUUCAACACAAUACA
Prunus avium (sweet cherry) is the source of this 1734-nucleotide messenger RNA. RefSeq names its product squamosa promoter-binding-like protein 16. The record is from RefSeq and is a predicted model, not a curated record. NCBI's taxonomy places the organism in Eukaryota, Viridiplantae, Streptophyta, Magnoliopsida, Rosales, Rosaceae. Gene Ontology annotation, cellular component: nucleus. Gene Ontology annotation, molecular function: DNA binding.